UGCGCAGCUGCCCACCAACAUGGUCUGAUGGCUGGAGAGUGGAUACAACAGUAGCCCCGGCAAAACACUAAAGUCGAGGACUGGGAUUACUUUUCUUAUCGUCCAUAAGUUCAAAGCCUGUUCGCUUUCAUUCCCGGGGGAUACCCAUAGUUUCUUGGAAGCUGCCAGUUGAGGUCAGCGCAGCAUUGCCAUCAGACACACGGAAACACGACCACAGAGCUCAUCUGAAGAAUUUAAAAUUUGACAUGUUUCUGUGAGGAUUUUGAGUCUGAAUGCACGAGUAGAUGCAGGCAUGGUCCAUUGUCAUCCUACAGAGUGAGAGUGUCCUCGCCAGGCCCACCAGGAGAAGAUAAUGGCCCUGAGCGAUGCAGUUGAAUACCCAACGGCCUUCAGCAACGGAGAGCACCAUCCCCUCAGUGCCACCGGAAACGAUCCGUCAAGUAGCAGCACACUGAAUAAAAACUGUCAAGACUCUCUCACAGCUGCCUCUAGUGAUGAACAUCUUACAGCUGAUGGAGAUCAAAGUGUUAUAGGGGAGAAAAUUGGAGGAUCUCAUUAUCAACAGAAGAAGCAAAAAACUCAUGUUAUCCAAAGAUUAAACAGACCGACCCAAAAUGGCGGUGUGGUCAAACAGAACGGAUCUUUGACAUACCUUCCCCCGUCCUCUGCCGUUGCUACCACCCCCACAGUCACAGACUCUCAGAGGCUGGCCAGACGCCACCUACCCUCCAGCCUCUCUGCGUGCGCUCCCUCCACUCAUCUCCAUACCCCGCCAUUCUGCUGCCAGCAGUGUCACUUCCAGUCCCCCUUGUGCAGCAACUGUGGACAGCAGGAGUGUCUGCGCCUACAGAAUCCAGGAGCAGGUCCAGGUGCUAGCUCCAUUCCCAACCAUGGGACCACUUCGCCUUGCCUGUGCUGCCACUCUGCCUGCACAUACUCUCACCCCCAUCCCCAUCCGUCCUCACCUUUCUGUCUCCAUCAACAACAUCACCAGCGUUGGCAGGAGCAUGUCCAGAACCAGGCACCUGGAAGAAGCCCCGCAAGGCCCUUUCGGUUCCCCAAAAGCUAUGCCGAGCUGAUCGCUGAUUGGCCUGUGGUGGUGCUCGGGGUAUGCACAGUGCUCACUGUGGUGUGUGCUCUAGUUGGCAUCCUGGUGCCCGACCUGCCGGACUUCUCUGACCCACUGCGAGGUUUUGAGCCACGAGGAACAGCUAUCGGCCAGAGACUGGUCACAUGGAGCAACAUGGUGAAGAACACGGGCUACAAAGCAACACUUGCCAACUACCCCUUCAAAUACGCUGAUGAACAGGCCAAAAACCACCAAGAGCCCAGGUGGCCUGAGGAGCACUUUGACAGAGACAAACGGCAAGCAGAAUGGGACUUUAGUAAAGAUUUCUUCUGUGAUGUUCCAGGCGACAGUUACUCAAGGCUUGUGUUCGCAUCAGCUGAAGGGAAGAACUUGUGGAAUAUUCAGGCCAUCAAAUCCAUGUGCAAUCUGGACAACUCAAGGGUGCGCUCCCAUCGUGACUACUGGAGCCUUUGUCAGCGCACCAAUGACGCCUCCUGUUGCCCCAGCUGGACACUUGGUAACUACAUUGCAGUUCUCACCAACAGAUCAUCCUGUCAGAAGAUAACGGAGCGUGAUGUAGCACACACGCUCAAGACCCUGCGUUCAUGUGCCAAGUACUACCACAAUGGCACUCUUGGACCUGACUGCUGGGACAUGACCUUGCGGCGGAAAGACCAGCUGAAGUGUGCAAGUGUACCCAGGAAGUGCACGAAGUACAACGCAGUCUACCAGAUCCUUCACUUCCUGGUAGACAAAGAUUUCCUUAGUCCCAAGAGCCUGGAGUAUCCUCCACCUUUGCUCAAAUAUAGCAUGCUCUUCUCCCCAACUGAGAAAGGACAGUCUAUGAUGAACAUUUACUUAGACAAUUUUGAGAACUGGAACUCCUCGGAUGGGAUCACAACUGUCACAGGAAUCGAGUUUGGUAUCAAACAUGACCUCUUUCAGGACUAUCUCCUCACAGACACAGUGUACCCUGCCAUAGCCAUAGUGAUCGUCCUGUUCGUCAUGUGCGUGUACACUCGUUCAGUGUUUAUCACUCUAAUGACAAUAAUAGCCAUCAUCAGCUCACUGAUCGUGUCAUACUUUCUCUACCGAAUGGUCUUCAACUUUGAGUUCUUCCCCUUCAUGAACCUCACCGCCCUCAUCAUACUCGUUGGCAUUGGGGCAGAUGAUGCCUUUGUGCUUUGUGAUGUGUGGAACUACACCAAAUUUGAUAAGCCUCACGCUGAGCUGGCAGAGAUAGUCAGCGUUACCCUACAACAUGCAGCCCUGUCUAUGUUUGUGACCAGCUUCACCACCGCCGCAGCUUUUUAUGCCAAUUAUGUCAGCAACAUCACUGCUAUACGUUGUUUUGGUGUCUACGCAGGUACUGCUAUUUUGGUGAACUAUAUUCUCAUGGUGACAUGGCUUCCAGCUGUGGUUGUGCUACAUGAACGCUACCUACCGAAUAUGUUCCCCUGCUCCAAGCCUCAGCAUCAGGAAAGGAUUUACGGCACCAGGAUGUUCUGGACAGGUCUUUGUCAGAAGGCCAAUAAAUGCUUGUUUACUGUCUCUGAGGCGUCCAGAAUUUUCUUCGAAAAGGUGCUGCCCUGCAUUGUCAUCAAAUUGCGCUACAUCUGGCUCUUCUGGUUCCUUGCCAUCACUGUGGGCGGGGCCUAUGUGGUCUGUGUCAACCCAAAGAUGAAGCUCCCUUCCCUGGAGCUAGCAGAGUUUCAGGUGUUUCGUGCCUCGCAUCCAUUUGAGCGCUAUGAUGCAGAGUACAAGAAACUGUUCAUGUUUGAGAGGGUUCAUCAUGGCGAGGACCUCCACAUGCCUAUUACUAUUAUAUGGGGUGUGACGCCGGUGGAUAACGGGGACCCCCUGAACCCCAAAAACAAGGGAAAAUUGAUGCUGGACAACAGCUUCAACAUUGCCAGUCCAGCAUCUCAGCUGUGGAUCCUCAACUUCUGCCAGAAGCUGAGAAAUCAAAGCUUUGUCUUUCAGUCUGAGGAGCAGGACUUCACCAGCUGCUUUAUCGAGACCUUCAAGCAGUGGAUGGAGAACCAGGACUGUGAGGAGGCUUCUGUGUACCCCUGCUGCAGUCAAUCCACUUUCCCCUACAAGCAGGAGGUCUUUGAGUUGUGCAUAAAAAGGGCCAUUAUGGAGUUGGAUCGGAGUACUAACUACCAUCUGGACAGUAAGACCCCUGGACCUCGAUUCGAUAUCAAUGACACUAUUAGAGCCAUAGUGUUAGAGUUCAAGAGUACCUACCUCUUCACCCUGGCGUAUGAGAAGAUGUUCCAGUUCUACUGUGAGGUGGAUGCCUGGAUCACUGAAGAGUUGCGGAACGCCCCAGCAGGCCUCAGACACGGCUGGUUCAUUAGCAACCUUGAGUUCUAUGACCUUCAGGACAGCCUGUCAGAUGGCACUCUGGUUGCCAUGGCACUGUCAGUAGCUGUUGCAUUCAGCGUCAUGCUCCUUACCACCUGGAAUGUCAUUAUCAGUCUCUACGCAAUCCUCUCGAUUGGCGGGACCAUUUUCGUUACAGUUGGCUCUCUGGUGCUUCUGGGCUGGGAGCUCAAUGUCUUGGAGUCUGUUACCAUAUCCGUUGCUGUAGGACUAUCGGUGGACUUCGCCGUACACUAUGGCGUUGCCUACCGUCUUGCCCCGGAGCCUGACCGCGAGGGAAAGGUGAUUUUCUCCCUCAGCCGCAUGGGCUCCGCUAUUGCUAUGGCGGCGCUGACCACCUUUGUUGCUGGCGCAAUGAUGAUGCCCUCGACCGUAUUGGCCUACACCCAGCUCGGCACCUUCAUGAUGCUGAUCAUGUGCAUUAGCUGGGCAUUUGCCACAUUCUUCUUUCAGUGCAUGUGUCGGUGCCUGGGACCCCAGGGGACCUGUGGCCAGAUCCCCCUGCCCAAAAAGCUACAGUGUCAAAUGUUCUCUGAGGUCACAUCAACAAGCCCAUCGCCCCAAGGGAAAGGCUCUGGGCUGGGGAAGUACCAGCUGGACAGCAGAGGUGAGGAAGUUGAGAACUAUGAGUUAGAGCCGUUGGCUUCCUGUCAGAAGACUGAGGAUAAACCCCUAGAGGAGCAGGAGGUGUGUGCUCAACUUUACAAUGGACUCUCUCCUCACCACCACACCGCCGCUUAUUCACACAUAAAUUACAAAAACAAAACUGAGACUGGCAGAAGUGGCCCUGAAAAUGGGCUUGUAGCCACACUAAGCACACCUACUGGGUGCCAGAUCUCUCAAAAACCUAACUACACAUGUGGGGACCCUCCUCCUCCUGCUCACCUUCCCCAGCAGUGGACAACUUGCUCUUGUGCUCAGACUGUCAAGGACUCUCCUUCCUGUCCUCCCACUCCUCAGAUCUUCCCCCUCUCAGGAAACAGCACUAGCAAGCAAAAUGCAGCCCUAUUAUCAAACCUCAACCCAGUCUUUUCACACGUGGAGUGUCAUAUGCACUAUGUCAAUUGUCCACCUGCCCAUUUUCACCACUGCUCCCAAGGAAGAGUGGUGGCCCCAAGGAAAGGAACUGCCCACAGCUGCCACCUCAGGAAGUACUGUGUCCACAAUGCAAACCAGCAGGGUAGCUUAGCCAGAGAACAGCUCUCCACCACCACAGCUUCAAACCAGGACACAGACUCAGCUCCUGGCUCUGUCACUGGCUCAGAGCUUGUGGUACAAGAGGCGGAUCAUAGACAAGAAUUGAUAACCUCAAGUUCAGUUAAUGGUCAAAAUAUAAGCACCCCGGCACCAACACAACAUCAGACUCAAGGCCCCUCUCCACCACCAUGCACAGAGCAAACAAACGACCAUUGUUGUGGUGAUAGCUGUGUGUCCACAUCCACAACGACCAACAAUACAACAAUAUCAUCAGAUGCUUGUUGUAAAAGUCCUGGCACCCAGGAGAAGCUCGAAAGUGUUCCUAUGACACGAGACAAAAGUGCCAAAAAGUGCAAACAGAACACUGAAAGACAGCGGGCAUCCUCAGUUUCUCCAAAGAAACUGUGCGGUUUUAGCAGGACGUUGAAGGUCAAGUGCAGUUCAGCUUCAGAGUUUAAUGUGCCAAAAACUGAAACAAGUGUGCCUUCUACUGCAAUAAAGACAAAUCCCUCUUCUGAAAGCUUGUGCUGAUAAAAAAAAAAAAAAGUUUUAAUGAAAACUUAAUCCACAAUCAGAGGAAAAUACACAAACACUGUCUCUGUGCAGUCAAUCAAGGAUGCGUUUGUUAACCAAGUGCCUCAGCGUGUUUCAUAAACAGACAGACCCACUUAAAAUAUUCUGUUUACACCUUUCUUUUGGUUCUGCCAAGAUCUUCAUGUGAAAGACAAAGUGUCAAAUAUUAUGAUGCAAUGCGCACUACUGUUAAAGCUGCAUCAAUAUGGGAAUUAAUCGUCUUGUUACAAAGACACCUUCAUGAAGAGUUGCUCAUUUAAGUGUUUAGCAUAUCCAUACAGCAGCCAUUUGCACCUUUAUGAAAUCAUGCAGUAUAUUGAACAAUAUAUGUUUUCAUAUAUGAUUUCAUGAACUGUCUUAAAAUGUGUCACAUUAAACAAGUUGAUAAGUUGAUGUUGACACUUUUGUGUUUCGGGGACUGAGUGUACGUGUCCUCUAGCAUUCCAGCUGCAACAUGCUUCAGAUGUACUUUAUAAUUAAAUGUCUUUUUAUAGCCA
Labrus bergylta (ballan wrasse) is the source of this 5724-nucleotide messenger RNA. It is a transcript of the gene disp1, whose product is annotated as dispatched homolog 1 (Drosophila). The record is from RefSeq and is a predicted model, not a curated record. Lineage: Eukaryota; Metazoa; Chordata; Actinopteri; Labriformes; Labridae. Gene Ontology annotation, biological process: smoothened signaling pathway. Gene Ontology annotation, cellular component: membrane. Gene Ontology annotation, molecular function: peptide transmembrane transporter activity.